Molecule: messenger RNA, 1400 nt
Organism: Cariama cristata (Red-legged seriema)
Lineage: Eukaryota; Metazoa; Chordata; Aves; Cariamiformes; Cariamidae
Gene: HDAC1
Product: histone deacetylase 1
Exons: 13
Coding region: 45-1400 (451 amino acids)
Molecular function (GO): histone deacetylase activity
Source: RefSeq, a predicted model, not a curated record
UCCCAGGUGAUGUUGGAAACUACUAUUAUGGCCAAGGACAUCCGAUGAAACCCCACAGGAUCCGGAUGACCCACAACCUACUGCUGAACUAUGGCCUCUACAGGAAGAUGGAGAUAUAUCGCCCUCACAAGGCAAAUGCAGAAGAAAUGACCAAGUACCACAGUGAUGACUACAUAAAAUUUCUGAGAUCUAUUCGCCCGGAUAACAUGUCUGAGUACAGCAAGCAGAUGCAAAGAUUUAAUGUUGGGGAAGACUGCCCUGUGUUUGAUGGGUUGUUUGAGUUUUGUCAGCUCUCUGCUGGAGGCUCAGUUGCCAGUGCUGUGAAGCUGAACAAGCAACAGACAGAUAUUGCUGUGAAUUGGGCGGGAGGCCUUCACCAUGCUAAGAAGUCAGAGGCUUCUGGCUUCUGUUAUGUCAACGAUAUCGUCUUGGCUAUCCUGGAGCUUCUCAAGUAUCACCAGAGAGUCCUAUAUAUUGACAUUGAUAUUCACCAUGGAGAUGGCGUGGAGGAAGCCUUUUAUACCACAGACCGUGUCAUGACCGUGUCCUUUCACAAGUACGGAGAAUAUUUCCCAGGAACAGGGGACCUACGGGAUAUUGGUGCAGGCAAAGGCAAGUACUAUGCUGUCAACUAUCCCCUCCGGGACGGGAUUGAUGAUGAGUCCUAUGAAGCAAUAUUCAAGCCGGUGAUAUCCAAAGUGAUGGAGACGUUCCAGCCUAGCGCAGUUGUCUUGCAGUGUGGGUCAGAUUCUCUGUCAGGGGACAGGCUGGGUUGUUUUAAUCUGACCAUCAAAGGUCAUGCCAAGUGUGUGGAGUUUGUAAAAAGUUUUAAUUUGCCUAUGCUGAUGCUGGGCGGAGGUGGCUAUACGAUCCGCAACGUGGCUAGGUGCUGGACCUAUGAGACUGCUGUGGCUUUGGACACUGAAAUUCCUAACGAACUCCCAUAUAAUGACUAUUUUGAGUACUUUGGACCAGACUUUAAGCUCCACAUCAGUCCCUCGAACAUGACGAACCAGAAUACCAAUGAGUAUCUUGAGAAGAUCAAGCAACGUCUCUUUGAGAAUCUGCGCAUGCUGCCUCAUGCCCCUGGCGUCCAGAUGCAGCCGAUUCCUGAGGAUGCUGUUCAGGAAGACAGUGGAGAUGAAGAGGAAGAAGAUCCUGAGAAACGCAUUUCAAUCCGCAAUUCUGAUAAGAGAAUAUCCUGUGAUGAAGAAUUCUCUGACUCUGAGGAUGAAGGGGAAGGAGGGCGCAAAAAUGUUGCCAACUUCAAGAAAGCUAAGCGUGUGAAAACAGAAGAGGAAAAGGAGGAAGAGGAGAAGAAAGAUGAGAAAGAAGAGGAAAAAACAAAAGAGGAGAAAGCAGAACCCAAAGGGGUGAAGGAAGAGACGAAAUCCACCUAA